Messenger RNA from Nothobranchius furzeri (turquoise killifish), 2784 nucleotides. It is a transcript of the gene slc17a7a, whose product is annotated as solute carrier family 17 member 7a. Gene Ontology annotation, cellular component: excitatory synapse; synaptic vesicle membrane. NCBI's taxonomy places the organism in Eukaryota, Metazoa, Chordata, Actinopteri, Cyprinodontiformes, Nothobranchiidae. Gene Ontology annotation, biological process: monoatomic anion transport; regulation of synapse structure or activity; neurotransmitter loading into synaptic vesicle. Gene Ontology annotation, molecular function: L-glutamate transmembrane transporter activity; neurotransmitter transmembrane transporter activity. The record is from RefSeq and is a predicted model, not a curated record.
GCCUGAGAGAGAGAGAGAGCGAGCGAGGAGCGCGCGCUCAGAACAGGAGUGCGCGUGGGACAUCAGCACACCGGCCGGGUCAAGGAGCUGCAAGGAUGGAGAUCCGACCAGACAGGUUCAAGGCUGUCGCCGGCAAAACUCUGGGGAAAAUUCACAGACUGAUUGAGAAGCGGCAGGUGAAUGGAGAAACCAUCGAGUUAUCGGCCGAGGGUCGGCCCGAGCUGGUGGAGGAGAAGGAGCUGCCGGUGGUGGACUGUACUUGCUUCGGCCUGCCCAGACGCUACAUCAUCGCCAUCCUGUCUGGUCUGGGCUUCUGCAUCUCAUUUGGUAUCCGAUGCAACCUGGGCGUCGCCAUUGUUAGCAUGGUCAAUGACCACACAGUCUACAAAGGCAACAAGGAAGUACUAGUGGCUGCACAGUUCACCUGGGACCCGGAGACAGUAGGGAUGAUCCACGGCUCCUUCUUCUGGGGAUACAUAGUCACACAGAUCCCAGGAGGCUUUAUAUGUCAGAAAUUUGCUGCCAACAGAGUGUUUGGCUUUGCCAUAGUGGCCACAUCCACGCUCAACAUGCUGAUCCCAUCUGCAGCUCGCUGCCAUUACAGCUGCGUCAUACUAGUGAGGAUAUGCCAGGGCCUGGUUGAGGGUGUUUCGUAUCCAGCCUGCCACGGGAUCUGGGCCAAGUGGGCACCUCCUCUUGAGAGAAGUCGAUUAGCCACUACAGCCUUUUGUGGAUCCUAUGCAGGGGCAGUGGUGGCUAUGCCCUUAGCUGGGAUACUGGUGCAGUACACUGGGUGGCCUUCUGUAUUUUACGUCUAUGGCAGCUUCGGGAUAUUCUGGUACAUGUUCUGGAUCCUGGUGUCCUAUGAGAGCCCUGCAGCCCAUCCCACCAUCUCACCAGAGGAGAGGAAAUACAUAGAAGAUGCAAUCGGAGAGUCGGCAGCAUUUCUCAACCCCCUCCAUAAAUUCAAAACGCCCUGGAGGCACUUCUUCACCUCCAUGCCGGUCUACGCCAUCAUCGUGGCCAACUUCUGCAGGAGCUGGACCUUCUACCUGCUGCUCAUCAGCCAGCCCGCUUACUUUGAAGAAGUGUUUGGCUUUGAGAUCAGCAAGGUGGGCGUAGUGUCAGCUCUGCCCCAUCUGGUGAUGACGAUCAUCGUGCCUUUUGGAGGCCAGUUGGCCGACUACCUGAGGAGCCACAACCUGAUGACCACGACAAACGUCAGGAAAAUGAUGAACUGUGGAGGUUUUGGGAUGGAGGCCACUCUGCUGCUGGUGGUGGGAUUCUCUCACACGAAGGGUGUUGCCAUCUCCUUCCUGGUCCUCGCUGUGGGAUUCAGUGGAUUUGCCAUCUCAGGGUUUAAUGUCAAUCACUUGGAUAUCGCUCCUCGAUAUGCCAGUAUACUGAUGGGGAUUUCGAACGGAGUGGGAACGUUGUCAGGAAUGGUGUGUCCCCUCAUAGUGGGAGCCAUGACCAAACACAAGACACGUGAGGAGUGGCAGUACGUCUUCCUCAUAGCCUCCCUCGUUCAUUACGGAGGAGUCGUUUUCUAUGGACUGUUUGCGUCGGGAGAGAAGCAGUGGUGGGCGGACAUAGAAGACACGAGUGAGGAGAAGUGUGGUAUAAUCAAUGAGGACGAACUGGCCAACGAGACGGAGGAGUUGUAUCGAGGAGGCGGCCAGUAUGGGGCCAUGAGCCAGGCCAUAGUGGGUUCCAAUGGAGGAGGCGCGGGAGGCGGAGGAGCAGGAUGGGUGACGGACUGGGACAAGUCCGAGGAGUACGUUCAACCACCUGGACGCAACUCUGACAUGUAUGGAGGAGAGAUGGAGAAGACGCUGACGUAGAGGGCUAGUGGGGUCCUCAGUUAAAGAUUGUUCUUGGAAAAGGACUGUAGGCGUUAGAGUUGGACAUUUUUACAAAUGCACAUGCCUAGAGUGUGUAUCUAACUAGUUCUGUGUGUGUGUGUGUGUGUGUGUGUGUGUGUGUGUGUGUGUGUGUGUGUGUGUGUGUGUGUGUGUGUGUGUGUGUGUGUGUGUGUGUGUGUGUGUGUGUGUGACAGAAAGUGUGUGUUGGCCUUCUGGUGCUGAAACAUUGUGCGAUGAGCGUGUUUUGAUGAGCUGAGUCCUGCUGUGACCUCUUUAUUUUAGUUUUACUCGCAACACAAAACAACACACAGCGCUAAUGUGCAGAGGGAAUGGCGAUGCACUGUUUGAUGUUUAUUAAACAGGCGAAUAUGUUGCUGCACAUAUAUUAGAUCAGCAAAGAGUUUAAAACAAAACAAUGCACAGGAGAACUUUCCCCAUGGGUGACGAAGCUUUGCUUUCAUUUGUGCAACCUGCAGGAUGCAACGUUCACAUUUACACACACGCACACACACACACAGCCCCUGAUUUGAGUUAAGCGCUUACUUUUUAUCUGACGUUAAUUUUUGGAAGGCUCUUUAUCUGAUCCUGCUUGUAAAAUAAAGAUUGUUGAAAUUGUAUUUGAUUGAAAUGAUGGUAUAACAUUGAAAUGUGUUGUUUAAACAGUGGGUAAGGAAAUGUCUGAGUGUAACGUCUCCAUGACAUGAAUGAAUAUUCCUAUGAAUAAUUCCCAAGUGUUGUGUCCAUGUAUCUUUUAAUCAAGUUUCUCUUUUUCUCAAAUGCUUUGGCUGUUCCGUUGUCGUCCUCGCCCCUCUUGAUGAAACGUGUAAAAAAGAGAAAAGAUCAUAUUUAAACACAGAUGUGAUGUAUAAAAUGUACAUGUGAGAUAAAUUUGUGUAAAAUAAAGUUUUAAGCAAUUUAA